This is a messenger RNA of Sebastes umbrosus (honeycomb rockfish), 2131 nucleotides long. It is a transcript of the gene ssuh2rs1, whose product is annotated as ssu-2 homolog, related sequence 1. Lineage: Eukaryota; Metazoa; Chordata; Actinopteri; Perciformes; Sebastidae. Bases 394 to 1503 code for a protein of 369 amino acids. The transcript has 12 exons. Gene Ontology annotation, molecular function: heat shock protein binding. The record is from RefSeq and is a predicted model, not a curated record.
UUUAUUCGUUUUUAUCUUAUGCACUUUGUGCUCUUUUAUCUUGCUGUUAUAUAUGUAAAGCACUUUGAAUUGCCUUUGUGUAUGAAAUGUGCUAUAUAAAUAAACUUGCCUUGCCUUUGGAUUUUGAACUUUAAGACAAUUUUGUUAGGACAUGUAUGAAAAAGACAGAUUUAUAGAAGUGUAAUUGCACGCUUCCGUUGCACACACACACACACACACACACACGUACACACACACUUGAGUGACGUCAUUGUAUGCGUGCAGGUUAUGUGAGGCAGCACAGCGUAACUGUACGUUAGAGGAGUGGUGUGUGCCUCUAAAAUGAUAGUGUUUUGUUAAACGACCCUAACCGUGUGUGUGAGAAUCUUUGGUGUAGCUGUAAAACAUCUCAUAAUGGAUACUAACACCGAGGGGCAAGCAAUGUUCGCCCCACCCGCUGCUGAGACCCAGGGCCCCAGCGCUCCUCCGGCCAGUAUGUUUGACAACAUGCCUGGCUAUGAAGGAACAGUGCCAGGAGGAGGUGGAUUUCUGCCCCCUCCGAUGCCUUCUUUCCCAGUUCCCCAGCCUGAACGUGGACCUGAACAACCACACUGGAAUAUCCCAUCUAUAACUGAAGAUACGGCCCGGGAGGCGUUUGUCCUCUUUGCCUCCAGCAAGUGCUGCUACAGUGGAGGACCAGCAAAGGAUGGUGUGAUCACCCACAUGGAUGCAUUCAAUACGUACAGGUACCGCCUGGAAACCUUUACGGAAUUAAGAUCUACAGAGUGGAGUCACGAGCCGUACCACGGCCAGCCAGUGGAUGCCUUUGCCCAACCACCUCCAGGUCCUUGGGACAUUGCUGCGAAAGCCCCCAAUUUUUUUGUGGAUGACAAACAGAUUAUAAAGGUUCCCUACACAUCGUCCAUGAAGGCCUGCCACGCUUGCGUGGGAAUGGGACGGAAACCUUGCAAAGACUGUGCCGGUGCUGGUAAUAAAGUUUGUUGGGUGUGCAAUGGCUCUGGUUACCGCCACGGAGAGGAUCGAUGCCACCACUGCAGUGGCAGAGGGAGGGAAAAUUGCAGCCACUGUCAAGGGCAAGGCGCGAAGCAAUGUGACACAUGUAGAGGGAAACAGCAGCUUCUGGUCUACAUCAACCUCACUAUUAAAUGGACCAACAACACUGAUAACUAUGUUGUGGAACAGUCAAGUGGACUGCAGUUGGACAACCUCAGCAAGGUGUCUGGCAAGGAGCUCUUCAAGGACUCUCAGUACCUGGUAUACCCAGUGAUGAGCUUCCCAGACCCCACAGUGGUGAAUGCUUCACAACGCUUUGUCAAUGAACACCAGGGCAAGUACUCAAGGACGUCACGCAUUCUCCAACAGCGUCAAACCAUAGAGCUGAUCCCCGUCACCAAGGUGACCUACACGUGGAAAGGGAAAUCACACAUUUACUUUGUUUACGGGAAUGAGUUCAAAGUUAAUGCCGAUGACUAUCCUGCUACCUGUUGCUGUACUGUAAUGUAAUCGCAACGGUUGUGUAUGAAGGUUAAACCUUUCCAGAUCAUAGGAUAUCUGAAUAAGUCAGUUUUACUGAUUAAUGGGGUGUUCCCUGACAUGUGGACAGUCCAUGUUCAAUGGAGUUAAAAAACAUUUAACCUAUGAGCUCCCCACAAAUUUGUAGAACUGAAGAAGCCUCUUAAUUAAGUGAUCUUCAAGGCUACACAUAAGUUACUUUUGAUUUACUACUACAAGAUAACUAAUAUUUUGAAAAUCAUUUUUAUUGUUACGUGCCAUUUGUAUGCAUGCACCACAUAAAUGAAUUGCUUACUAACACAAUAUAAACCGUAAUACCCAGAGUCAUACAUACUAACUAUAUUCCCUGAAUGUUGAAUAAUUUUACUCUUAUAUGGCAUCAAUGAUUUUUUUAUCAUCAGUAAAAUCAACGAUUUGUUAUUAUGUUUUUGCAGCAGUGCUAUUUUUUUUAUGUAAGUGAUAUGUAUUUGAACCUAAUCAGUUUGCUCUAAUAGCAAAACUAAUGUUUUUUUAAUGUUAAUGCAACAGACUGUUAAAUGUGUAUGAUUUUGUAAGACAAAAACGUGUAAUGCUUUUAUUUGCAAUGAUUCACCACUUUUAAUAAAUACAAUAAAUGGUA